AUGGCAGCCAGGGAAGACGCAUCGGAGACGCAGGAAAUUCUAUCAGGCUUGGCAGAACUCUCCGUGUCCUGGAGCCCCCCACACGAUUCGUCGAUCGGGCCUGGCCCGCUGACGUCCCCUCCCACGUACGCAAUCUCCCGUCCUUAUCGUCCACCCCCCCUAGAUGAGAUAACCAGCGCUGUGCGCAGCUGCACACUGACAGUCCACCGUUGGGACACCUGGCAUGUGACGGACCUCGCUCUCCUCGUUCGUCGCUCGUCCAGACGUAUCGGACAGCGCACUGUAGGCGUACCUCGUACUUCUUCCGCCGCAGAGUCACAAGGCCCUGCGUCUUGUGUGCGGAGGAAGGGAGACGAGAGGCACGCCCGCAUGUGA
This is a messenger RNA of Sparassis crispa, 375 nucleotides long. RefSeq lists its product as hypothetical. The coding region runs from base 1 to 375 and encodes 124 amino acids. The record is from RefSeq and is a predicted model, not a curated record. NCBI's taxonomy places the organism in Eukaryota, Fungi, Basidiomycota, Agaricomycetes, Polyporales, Sparassidaceae. The transcript has a single exon.